Messenger RNA from Cuculus canorus (common cuckoo), 1575 nucleotides. RefSeq names its product U2 small nuclear RNA auxiliary factor 2 (gene U2AF2). Gene Ontology annotation, molecular function: poly-pyrimidine tract binding; pre-mRNA 3'-splice site binding. NCBI's taxonomy places the organism in Eukaryota, Metazoa, Chordata, Aves, Cuculiformes, Cuculidae. Gene Ontology annotation, cellular component: U2AF complex; U2-type prespliceosome; nuclear speck. Gene Ontology annotation, biological process: mRNA processing. The record is from RefSeq and is a predicted model, not a curated record. The coding region runs from base 125 to 1525 and encodes 466 amino acids. The transcript is spliced from 12 exons.
GUGGCGCGCGGGGCCGGAAGUGGCGGCGCUGCCGAGCGGGGCCGGAGCCGCCGGGGCUGCGCGGGGUCGGAGCGGGGCCGGGGCCGAGGCGGAGCCGCUGCAGCCGCGAUCGGGGGACGCCGACAUGUCGGAUUUCGAUGAGUUCGAGCGGCAGCUCAACGAGAAUAAACAAGAACGCGAUAAGGAGAACCGUCACCGCAAGCGCAGCCACAGCCGCUCCCGCAGCCGCGACCGCAAACGCCGCAGCCGCAGCCGCGACCGCCGCAACCGCGACCAACGCAGCGUCUCCCGCGACCGCCGGCGGCGCCGAUCGCCUUUGAGCCUUUCGGGGCCGCUGAGCCGCUCCCCCCGCCACGAGAAGAAGAAGAAGAUCCGCAAGUACUGGGAUGUGCCCCCCCCCGGCUUCGAGCACAUCACCCCCAUGCAGUACAAGGCCAUGCAAGCGGCGGGGCAGAUCCCGGCGACGGCGCUGCUGCCCACGAUGACGCCGGACGGGUUGGCCGUCACCCCCACGCCGGUGCCGGUGGUCGGCAGCCAAAUGACCCGGCAGGCGCGGCGCCUCUACGUGGGCAACAUCCCCUUCGGCAUCACCGAGGAGGCGAUGAUGGAUUUCUUCAACGCUCAGAUGCGCCUGGGGGGCCUCACUCAGGCUCCCGGGAACCCCGUCUUGGCCGUUCAGAUCAACCAGGACAAGAACUUCGCCUUCUUGGAGUUCCGCUCGGUGGAUGAGACCACGCAGGCCAUGGCCUUCGACGGCAUCAUCUUCCAAGGGCAGUCGCUCAAGAUCCGCCGCCCGCACGACUACCAACCGCUGCCCGGAAUGUCCGAGAACCCCUCCGUCUACGUCCCGGGUGUCGUCUCCACGGUGGUGCCCGACUCCGCGCACAAACUCUUCAUUGGGGGUCUCCCUAAUUACCUUAACGACGAUCAGGUGAAGGAGCUUCUGACGUCGUUUGGACCCCUCAAAGCCUUUAAUCUGGUGAAGGACAGCGCCACCGGACUCUCCAAGGGUUACGCCUUCUGCGAGUACGUGGACAUCAACGUCACCGAUCAGGCGAUCGCAGGACUGAACGGGAUGCAGUUAGGGGACAAAAAGCUGCUGGUGCAGAGGGCGAGCGUGGGGGCCAAGAACGCCACCCUGAGCACCAUCAACCAGACCCCGGUGACGCUGCAGGUGCCGGGGCUGGUGAGCUCGCAGGUGCAGGUGGGCGGGCACCCCACCGAGGUGCUGUGCCUGAUGAACAUGGUGCUGCCCGAGGAGCUCCUCGACGACGAGGAGUACGAGGAGAUCGUCGAGGACGUCCGCGACGAGUGCGGCAAAUACGGCCUCGUCAAAUCCAUCGAGAUCCCGCGGCCCGUCGACGGCGUGGAAGUGCCCGGCUGCGGCAAGAUCUUCGUGGAGUUCACCUCGGUCUUCGACUGCCAGAAGGCGAUGCAGGGGCUGACGGGGCGCAAGUUCGCCAACCGCGUGGUGGUCACCAAAUACUGCGACCCCGACUCCUACCAUCGCCGCGAUUUCUGGUAGCGCCGCCCCCCCCGAACCCCAACCCCCCCCCCCCCCCAAAAAAAAACCCC